Messenger RNA from Physella acuta, 663 nucleotides. RefSeq lists its product as uncharacterized. Lineage: Eukaryota; Metazoa; Mollusca; Gastropoda; Physidae. Gene Ontology annotation, molecular function: G protein-coupled receptor activity. Gene Ontology annotation, biological process: G protein-coupled receptor signaling pathway. Gene Ontology annotation, cellular component: membrane. The record is from RefSeq and is a predicted model, not a curated record.
AUGGCUGGUCCAGUUGUGUCAUCAUUUGACCAAACUGUCAGCAGUACAGAAAUCAGCACGGAUUCGAACCCUAGACCCUCACACACUGAUGGGGGAUUGAUGACAGCAGACACGUACAGACAAAUCGUUUCUUUCUGCCUGUUUGUCAAUAGCGUCAUCAGCCCUCUAGGCAUCAUCUUCAACAUCAUCAACAUCGUCGUUUUCUGUAAACUUGGCUUUAAAGAGAGCACCAACAUUAUCCUGGUCAGUUUGGCUGUGACGGACAUUUGUAUUUUGAUGACGUUACUGGGACUGACCGUCAACGCGAAUCUGAUGGCGAUGGGCGGGGCCAACUUUGACUUUCUCGCUGCUGUCGCCUAUUUAGUUCUGGGUUGGCCUAACGUUUUGACAACCCGAAUAUCAGGUUGUCUGACAACCUACCUGACCUUUGAAAGGUUUCUGUGUGUGGUCCUGCCACUGAGGGUAAAGACAAUCUUACAGAAGAAAACGGCCUUGACAUUUAUCAUAGCGCUGUGUGUGUUCACGAUCGCGUACUCAUUUCCCAUUUUUAUGACCUACAGCAUCGGUCUGAGGUUCAACCCCAUGUCAAACCAAACCUCUGUUGGACUUAUCGUGGCGGAGAACAGUGACUUUGUCGAGGGAGAGAAUCUGCACUACGUAUAG